UUCACGAGUGAACACAAGAAAAAGAUAGUGCCAGAAUUAGUAUUCGUUGUUGACCACGUGCCGAGAUUCGAACCUUUCAUUCUUCGUGUUUCAAAAAUGCAUUUGAAAGUGAAUUUAAUCGCAGCUGCUUGUGAGGGUAUGGGUAUCGGUGUAAAUGGGGCCUUACCAUGGAAACUUAAGAAUGAAAUGGAAUUUUUCACAUCUAUGACUACGAAAACAAAAAAUAAAAGCAAGAAGAACGUAGUUCUCAUGGGACGGAGGACAUGGGAAUGUAUACCAAACAAAUACAGGCCGUUACGAAAUCGUGUAAAUAUGGUCCUAUCGUCACAAUCUUUGAAUUACAACGAUGGAGCAAUUGUAUGCAAAAGUAUUCCGCACGCACUCGAGAUUAUUUUGCAACCACCACUGAAAGAUCAGAUUGAGAAUAUAUGGGUAAUAGGAGGGAGUUCUGUGUACAAGGCUGCAAUGGAGUCUCCUAACUUUUAUCGGUUGUAUCUAACGAGAAUAAAAAAACAUUACGACUGCGAUACUUUCUUCCCGUCGAUUCCAAAUGACAUUGUCUUGAAGCAAGAUUGCAACAUUCCACAAGGUGUACAAGAAGAAAACGGUAUACAGUUUGUAUACGAGGUAUAUGAGAAAGAGUAGAUGGACGAUUUUAGUACUA
Molecule: messenger RNA, 664 nt
Organism: Dufourea novaeangliae
Lineage: Eukaryota; Metazoa; Arthropoda; Insecta; Hymenoptera; Halictidae
Gene: Dhfr
Product: dihydrofolate reductase
Exons: 5
Coding region: 97-645 (182 amino acids)
Biological process (GO): dihydrofolate metabolic process; glycine biosynthetic process; tetrahydrofolate biosynthetic process
Cellular component (GO): mitochondrion
Molecular function (GO): NADP binding; dihydrofolate reductase activity
Source: RefSeq, a predicted model, not a curated record